AUGACCAUUCCAAAGACUCAAACUGGAUACGGAAUCCACCACGGCGUGAAAAAACUCGUCCGUUUCGACAACAUGCCAGUGCCUGAGCCUGGACCCUCCGAGGUACUUCUCAAGAUCGAAGUCACCGGAUUAUGUCGUUCCGAUCUCCAUAUCUUGAUUGUUCAGGACCCUAGAAUCCCUGAGAAAAUGGUGAUGGGUCAUGAAAUUUGCGGAAGUAUCGCUAAGGUUGGCUCCGAGGUCACUGACGAACGCUAUCAGGCUGGACAACGUUUCUGUAUGCUCAUCGCUGAUGCCUGUGGAUCGUGUGAGAAUUGCAGAGCAGGCCACGACAACUGGUGUACAGUGAAUGGAACGCUGGCAUUUGGAAUCAGCAAAGAUGGAGGUUUCCAGCAGUAUUUGCUUGUGCAGAAUUUGCGGUCUCUCAUACCAAUUCCUGACGACGUCUCUUAUGAGGCAGCAGCCUCAGCCACCGAUGCCAUUUUGACGCCGUUCCAUGCCAUUAUGAAAGUCAAGCUGGACUUGGGUCCAACCACAAAGGUUUUAGUGGUUGGUGCUGGUGGACUUGGCCUCAAUGCAAUUCAGAUCUUGAAAUUUUUCGGAUGCCGUAUUGUUUGCAUAGAUAAGAAGGCUGGCAACGAGAACCUCGCCAAAGAAUUCGGAGCAGCACAGUUCUACACGGAUGCAGACGAGAUAGAAGAUGCCCAAGAAUCUUUUGACCUUUGCUUUGAUUUUGUGGGUCAUCAGACAACUAUGGAGGCAUGUGUGGAGUAUGUAAAAACAGGAGGAAAGAUUGUGCUGGUGGGACUUGGCAACAGAGUACUCACCAUCCCCAACUAUGAGUUGGCCAGAAGAGAAGUGCAGAUUAUCUUCAACUUCGGAGGCAGCUCCAAGGAUCAGUCGGAGAUUUUGCAAUGGAUUAGUGCUGGUGUGCUCAAGCCUGUUGUCGCAAGUGCUUCUAUGAGCGAGUUGCCUGAGUACAUGGACAAAUUGGCCAAAGGAGAAGUUGUGGGACGUGUUGUGUUCAAGCCUAAGUUGUAA
This is a messenger RNA of Sungouiella intermedia, 1038 nucleotides long. The record is from the annotation of a GenBank genome assembly. Lineage: Eukaryota; Fungi; Ascomycota; Pichiomycetes; Serinales; Metschnikowiaceae.